Octopus sinensis (East Asian common octopus) is the source of this 4807-nucleotide messenger RNA. Its product is annotated as DENN domain-containing protein 2B-like. The record is from RefSeq and is a predicted model, not a curated record. The transcript is spliced from 18 exons. Lineage: Eukaryota; Metazoa; Mollusca; Cephalopoda; Octopoda; Octopodidae. Bases 290 to 3268 code for a protein of 992 amino acids.
AUUUCUAAUUAGGCGUUUUGAAGCUAAUUACAUUAAAUAAGCUAAUGCUAAUGCGAAUUUUAACUAUUAAGGAGUGUAAAGUUUUGGUAGUUUAUUUCCGGUUUACUUUCUGCGCAUGUGCCAACAACUACAACUGUCAACCGUUGUUUCGCGACGUUCAGCUCCGUCGGUGAUGAGGAGUACACCAAGUUGAAGACGGGAUGAUAGUUUUUACAAGUUAUCACAGCAUCAUGCAAGAAAAUUAUUUGCUGGAAAUAUAAAUCUUGAUGGAUAUUCUCAAACAAAAGAAAUGAUGGAUGAUGAAAGUCAACAAGAAGUGCAGAAUCUCCCACCUGGAAGGUUUAAUGACAUUAGACUAAAGUUUGAACAAGCUAAACUCACUUCACAGGUGGAAAAUGACAAUAGUUCAAACGACAGUGUCUUUCACAACACUGCCCCUAUUCCUAAACCAGCACCAAGGUCAUCAGCAGUGAUCCCACCAAAACCUACAGUCAAAGUUAAAAAAGUUGAUCUUGAAGAAAAGCCUACUCCUCCUGUUGUCAUUCCACGUGUCAAGCGAGAUUCACUUAUAAAGAAUGAAAGCAAUGAGGUAGCACAAACGGAAAUUGCUAACUCAGAGAGUAAUAACGGUAACUGUCAACUCCGACCGUUUGUACCAAAUCACAAGAGAGGGUUCUCUGAUUGUAUUACCAGUCAACGUAGUAACUCGUAUGAAAAAGAAAGAAAAUCUGACGGUUUUGCAAAUUAUGGAUGUGAGGACAUAGAUCGUUCUAACGAAGUUUUGAACAAAUCUAAAAGUUUCCAAACACCUAAAAAACCUGAAAUUGCAGCUAGGCCUAACACCGCUUUAUACGGUCGGGACGGCCUUCAACAUAAAAAAGUGACUAGGCACUCAUCGGUAAGAGAUUCCAAUAGAAAAGAUACUACAGCAAACACCUCACCAUUAUGCAGUGAUACCAAAUCUCAGGUUGACAUGAUGGAUAAAGAAAAUACAGAAAGCAAAAUUCCUAAAAUUCCGCCAAAACCAUUUAAUCUUCCAACUGGUACACCACCUAAAAAACCACCUCGGACUUAUAAACAUGAUUUAUUUUUAAAAAAUAAGGAAUCUGUUGUCUUUAAAGAAAAUGAGAUAUAUGAGAUGACAACUCCUAAUAAAAUAUCUAAACCAAAAACUGAAAAUGCUCACAAAAGGCCACCCCGUCCACCCCCACCUCGGCCACCUGCCCCUAAAUCUCCAUUAUCAGAUAAAGAAAAAGAUAAGGGAUUGAGGAAUUCUUUAAAAACUGUCAACAGUAACUCAAAGCCCUCAGUUGUUAAAAAUUCUGUGAUAUCAGAUGAAAACAAUUCAAAAUCUAGUUUUAACCUGAGGAGAUGUUUAAGUGUGGAAAGUAUACAUCCUGACAAUAAGUCUAAUUGUAAUAAUGCAAUCUAUUUAGAAACAUCGAAGUUUGGCAGAUCUCGUGAUGAUUUAGAUGCACUGAACAAUGUAGAGGUGUAUGUAGAUGAACAAGGUUAUGCCGUUCCUUACAAAUUUUAUAUCAAAGACGCACCAAACUCAGCUAAUAGCAAAGAUUCUUCAAAACAGUUUGAUUUUACUGAAAAACUCCAGCAUCUUAGGCGCCGUUUUGGAGACCCCACUUUAAAAAUUGCAAACACUCCACUGAAAAAUCUAAGUGGUUCCGAUCACAAGUUAAAUCGUGGAAAAGUUAAUUUGGUGAGGCAGAAAAUAAACCAGUCUUAUGCUGUUAUGCACAGAACUGUGAAACAACCAACUGAAACUUCUCAGUCAGAAAGACCUUUGUCCGAAAAUGAUUCAGAUACUGACAGUUUGGUUGAUGAAUCAGAAAUAAAGAAAAGACUAGAAUAUUGUAGCACUAUCAAAUCUAAAACGAGUGAAAGAGUCAAAAAGUCUUUACGAGUCCUUGACAAAAUCUAUCCUCAGUUAUUUGAGUAUGUUAUUUGUGUUGGUCUCCGACUAAAUACGGAAAAAUUGAAAUAUGAACCAUAUGUCAUCUAUAAAUUUCCUGAAAUACGGAACUACAAACUAGACACAGCUGGCCAUUUAAUGCUUUGUUCAGCAGUGGUUGACAGCAAUUUAUCUAUACCUCACUUUUGUUUUCCUGAUGCUGAAAUUUAUCAGUCACAAGAAGAAAUGAGCACCAAUCCCUACUGGUUUGUUCUGACUAACUUUGAUGGCGCUAGGGUUUUUGGUUAUUGCAGAAGAGUGUGGCCUUAUGGUCCAAAACUGACGCCAGAAGUCAUAUGUAUUAUCACCCCCAUUGAAGCUGUCAAUAUGUACAACAGUUUAUUGUUGGAGAUGGAAUCUCGAAGAUUAAUAUCACCUGAAAGCAUGCAAGAACUUAUGGCUUCUUCAUUUGGUAGACCUCUACCAAGUCCAGGAAAAGUUGUCACAAUAAGGGCUAUGAAUGAGGAGGGCGAAGUAGAUGUUAUAGAACUACAGAGGCCAAUGGAUACUCAUCUUGAAGGGUUGAAUUUGGAGUCUCUGUUGACAUUGUUAGGAAUAGAAAAACUUAUAUGGAUAUUUUCUACACUAUUGGUUGAAAGAAAUAUUAUUUUAUGCUCCAAGAAUCUCAGUACAUUAUCUCGAACAAUUCAUGGUUUGAUUACUUUGCUUUAUCCAUUCCAAUGGCAGCACACCUAUGUUCCUAUUUUACCCCCCAACAUGCUGGAAAUAGUUUGUUCUCCAACUCCUUAUAUUGUUGGCAUUUUAUCAUCGUACUUACCGGAUCUAAAAAAUAUGUCAAUUGAUGAAGUUGUUAUUCUUGAUUUGGAUAGGAAACAUUUUGUAAGUAAUAUUGGUGAUGAAUCCAGCAUUUUACCCAAGAAAAUCCAAAAAGCCUUGAGAUCUGCACUAGAUUCUGCCCGUAAUGAUAUUGAAGCUGAAGGGUCAAAGAACCUCAUGAUUUCUGAAGCUUUUCUUCGUUUAUUUGUUGAAAUGGUUGGUCAUACAGAAUCCUACAUUCUCACCCAACAAAAUGGAGAAAAAGUUUUUCAGAAAGAACAAUUUAUUCGGAGUGUGAAUUCAAAAAGCAUCCGUAAAUUCCUAGAAUGGUUCUCGGAAACACAGAUGUUUGAUGUGUUCAAACACUCCCUCUUAGAAAGAUCUAGUUCAUUAGAAUUGUUUUUAACACGGGUCUAUGAACACUCCAAUGAUAGUUCAACUGCUGGUAUGAAAAGUAAUGUGAAAGAUUUAGGGAAGAAAAUGAAGAAUUUUGGGAAAGCCUUAAAAACAAAGUUCUACACAUGAUAUUUCUUCAUAAAUGUCUUAAUCUGUUGUUCCUGAAUCCUGAUUUUUGAAUCUCUAUGUUAUUACAAUACCAUAAUAAUUGGUCUGUAGUCCGGCAGCUUAUCAUGAACCUUGGUUCAUUUGAUAUCUAAUCAGAAGUAUGAUACUGUUGAAAAAUGCUCGCGGUAAAAUUUUUUAAAUUUUUUAUUUAUUCUCCAUACAAAUAUUUUUGUUAUCGUUCUAGAUGACAGUUAAAACAAGUAAUUGGAAUAUUGCUAAAAUCUGAAUUUAUAAAAUUUUGCUGCUUUGCAUUUUUUUUUUCUUUGUCAUGUCCAAAAAAAAAAAUUGUAUGAGUUACCUCUCUUGUUCUCUCUUGCUUAUUUUAAAAACAACAAAAAAAAUUUGUUCAAAAUUUUGUUCUAAAUUUGAGAGACAUUGGGCACUGUUUGAAAUCAAUGCAACUAUUUUAUUUAAGAAAGAAAAGAAAAGUAUUAUCUCAUUUUUUGAAAUUUUUUCCACUAUUUCAAUUAAUUUCUUGAAGCUGUUGUAAAAAUUCUUAAAUUCUUGGCCUGCAAGUGAGAGAGUAAUUCUAUAAUGUCGAAGGAAUCUGAAACAAUGCUGACUCUGUUGACAAUAGUUCUGUUUCAAAACCUAACUAUGCAACAAAAUAAUAAGGCAGCUUAAAAGUCAGUGCCAAAACAAUAAAUACUGCUUUUGGUUUAGAUGUAAAACAUGCCGUGAUAUGAAUCUGAGGGAAGAUAUGACAAAGCACCACACGAAAAAAAGCCAUUAAGUUCAAAUACAAUUUGAUUAUUGGAUUUUAUUUUGUUUUUCUCUAUCCAUAUUUAAUUAAGGGAAACUUAUUGUUUCCCCCUUUUAUUUUUUAAACGUUCAUAUUUUUAGCAUGCCUUUUAUAUUAAUACCUUAAGGAAAUAUCUGUUUCUUUCCAGAGGUUUUAGUGGAAAGUUUGAAUCCAACAUGACAAAGUCGUAUAAGAUUUGUCAGUUAUAUAGCGCUUCUGCUGAUUGAAGCAGCAGAGACAGUAUCAGCUUUAAAGUAAGCCUUAAGCUUAAAAUUUUUAUAGUAUUUAUUCACAGCUUGGUAGACUGGGUCCUUGGCAAGGAUCCAGUACAGCACGAGCAAAGGGAUACAUGCUGCUCAGUAUGUCAAUAUCUAUAAUAAUUUGGCUAGUUUUAUCUUUUGGUUUUCUUCAUUUCUCAUCCAUCAAAAUCAUUUGAAAAUAGUGGAAAUGUGUGUGUGUUUGUAUGUAUGUAUAUAUAUAUAUAUAUAUAUACAUAUACACAUAUACAUGCUUUAUGUGGAACAUAAUAAAGGAGUGCUUAAUACAUGUUGUAGAGGGUAUGGUUAUUUUAUUGAAACUGAGUAUUUGUCUUGCAACUUGAGUUUCAAACUACUGUUAUCUUCAGCCAAGACAAUUGUAAGUAUUGUGAUAAAUCCUCACCUGAAGAUCGCAAUGGCAUGAAACUCAAGUUGUGAGACAGACUCUUAGCUUCAAUUUCAAUAAAGAAACUGUGUGUGUAUAUACAUAUAUAUAUAUAU